UAUCUGAGAAUGGAUAUACCAUUUAAUGAAUCAAUAAAUCUAGUUAAAUUAAAAAUCGAAAAACAACAUGUAAGAACGUCAAUUCCUGCAUCAACUCGUUUACAAAUAUGCCUACGAUAUUUAGUAUCAGGAGAUACAAUGUGUUCGAUUUCAUUCGCAUUUAGAGUGGGAUUAAAUACUGUCUCUAAAAUUGUUAGUGAACUAUGUUAUUUGGGAUAUUUUAAGCUCUUUCUUAUAGUAGCUCUUUUUUUAGCUCUACAUAAUUAUAAAAGCACUCACAGCAUUGUUCUAUUAACUGUAGCAGAUGCUAAUUGUUGCUUUACUAUCGUCGACAUUGGAAAAGUAUUUAAUUACAUGCUUAGUCGGACUCGAAGAAUAAUCGAAUGUUCUUUUGGAAUUUUAUCGGCAAGAUGGCGAAUUUUUCGAAAACCAUUCUCAAUUACUAUAGAAAAUGCAAUUUCUGUAAUCUAA
Molecule: messenger RNA, 471 nt
Organism: Cataglyphis hispanica
Lineage: Eukaryota; Metazoa; Arthropoda; Insecta; Hymenoptera; Formicidae
Exons: 3
Source: RefSeq, a predicted model, not a curated record